Anopheles maculipalpis is the source of this 1582-nucleotide messenger RNA. RefSeq names its product zinc finger protein GLI1. Gene Ontology annotation, biological process: regulation of transcription by RNA polymerase II; smoothened signaling pathway. The record is from RefSeq and is a predicted model, not a curated record. Bases 6 to 1580 code for a protein of 524 amino acids. The transcript is spliced from 3 exons. Gene Ontology annotation, cellular component: nucleus. Gene Ontology annotation, molecular function: RNA polymerase II cis-regulatory region sequence-specific DNA binding; DNA-binding transcription factor activity, RNA polymerase II-specific. Lineage: Eukaryota; Metazoa; Arthropoda; Insecta; Diptera; Culicidae.
CAGCAAUGCUGAUCAACAAAGAAACCAUUCCGUACAGGAUGGGUCUGCAGCCCUUCUACUACUUCCAAUCGUCGCCACCGGUACAGAAUGAGCGACUAGGCGGUUACCAUCACCCGAUCACGCCACCGUACCACCAUCCGUACGACUUUAUACUACCGAUGCAAUCGCCUCCGAACUCGAUGGCUGCGGCAGCGGUUGUGGCCGCCGCCGCCGCCGGUGCCGGUGUCCCGGUACCCACCGAAUCGAUCCGUCUCCGGUCACCGGCAUCGUCCGCCGCAUCGUCACCAUCUUCAUCGUCUCCGUUGUACUUCUUUAUGAACGGGUCGCCGGCCAGCAGUGCCAACAGUGGCGGUGUUACCGGACCAUCCGCUACCUCCGUACCGGGGAAGGAACAGUUGACGGCGGGACCACUUUCACCGCCACAUACACCACCGCUACGUGAUCGUACACCGAGCCCGGGUCGAUAUGGACUUUCCACGGUCGGGGAUUUACCGCUCGGUUCGGCUAGUAGCAACGCGGCACAGCGCAACUCUGUCAUCAUGAAGGUGCAGAAUCAGCAGGUCGUACCGAUACAGGGAGAAACUGAUGCGAGCUCCCCGUCCGAGCCGGACACGGUCGAGGAGUUUAUCUGUCGCUGGGAAAACUGUUACUGUGUGUUCUUCAAGCUGGAGGAUUUGGCAAGUCACGUUACACAGAAGCACGCCGUCAUCGGGCUGGAUGGUUUGUACUACUGCCGCUGGGAGCGCUGCCUGCGCCAGGACCGGGGCUUUAACGCGCGCUACAAGAUGCUGGUGCACGUGCGCACACACACCAAGGAGAAACCGCACCAGUGCGGCAAGUGCGGCAAAUGUUUUUCACGUGCAGAAAAUCUGAAGAUUCAUCUGCGCUCGCACUCGGGCGAAAAGCCUUACGUAUGUCCGGUGGAGGGCUGCAAUAAAGCGUACUCGAACUCGUCGGACCGGUUUAAGCACACGAGAACACAUUCGAACGACAAGCCGUACGUUUGCAAGGUGCCGGGGUGUAACAAGCGUUACACCGAUCCGUCCUCGUUACGCAAGCACGUGAAAACGUUUAAGCACACGAACCAAAGCCUAUCGCCCCUGUUGUCGGAUGUGUGCUGUAUGGAUUAUGAGAGCUUCUCGCAGGAUAGUACGCGUUCGGAUGCGACCGGUUCGUACCCGGACUACGAUUCGGAGGACAAUGGUACACUGAUCGAUGUGGUACGUUGUGAUGAGGAGUCACGGCUCUAUCCGGAUUGCUAUUCGUACCAUCGAUUAGAUGGUUGCGAACAUCCAGGAUGCUUGGAAGCGAUGAAAAGCCCACUCGGUGAACAUUUUUGGCACGCUGAUCAACGGAACGAUCGACGUGUGCUGGAUGUGGUUGAGCCGCGAACCGAGGGCACAAUGAUGGAACCACAUCCGGAACCGUGGGACGGUAACGGUGUGCCCACCAGGGUCCACCCGCUCGAGGAUGACGAAUUGUGCAGGACGGUCGUACGUCCGGCCGAACGGUCAAAGGUGCUUCGACCGGCCAGGAUGGAUGUGGACGGUCCCCUCGAUCUCAGUAUACAUCACCGAUGAAA